UUUGGUAAUUUAUCGAGCAAAUAAAUGAAUUCACUGUCCUAGUUUUGUGGAGAUUUAAAAUAUAUGAGUAACAUGUAUUAAUCAAUAAUGGAUAAAUACGAUUAUUUAGUAAUAGUGGUUCGUUAAAUAAGAUAUGCAACUAUUUUCAUUUGUAGGGAUUGAUUUCUAUGUCAUUUAGUAUUCGAAAUUCGACAGAGAGCUCAGAGUUGGUGGAGACAGCUCUAAUUAAGCAAUUCCGAUUGAGAAAAUGAAUUUAUAAAAUUUUGUAUGCAGUCAUUUUAUCCAACCUUCAACCUGUCAUUAAAAUUUAUUAACACUGGUGCGUUAUUACGAUAUCCGGUUGUACUUUGUUUCAUAUUUCGUGAGAACAAAAUGAGUCUUUUAAACUUACUUCUUCUGAAAUGUUGACAAUGAGUUUACAGUGAAUAUAGAAUUAUCGUGUCCACGCGAAUCAUUAAUCUUUAUGUGCACAGUUUCGCAGAGGAGAACGUCUUAUCAAAAUUCAAGAUGAUGAUAUGUAUAGUUUCCCUAUAUGUAGAUUUAGAGUAUAUAAAUAUCAUAUCAUUCCCUUUAAUUAAUUUUUAGUCAGUUCAUAAUAAAUACGAUGGAACUUUUUGAAUAAAAUAUCAUAAGCGUUUAGGAUACACACAGCACGAUCAAAUAUGACAAAGUUUGUGACAUAAAUGAUCUCUUUGUCCUCACCCUACGUACAUAUAUUCGCUGGUGGUUUGGUUAUAACUCAACUCCACUUGCAUACGCUUCUCGUUAAUUAGCUUGGUUUAUUCGCCUCCAAUGCAUGUCACUGGAGGAGUCAAUGAAUGAAUGAAUGAAACAUAUUUAUUUUGUGUCAUAUUUUAUAUCAAACGCGUCUUCUUGAUCAACUGUAAUUUGGCAAUUCCUUACGAUAGCAUCCGUUCUUGUUAAUAUUAUAAUAUUAUAAAAUGGUGGCGCUUGAAUUAAAAUAAACCGAGUUGAUAGUUAGUGAAACAACUUGAUCUGCAGUGGCAUCGCGAAUAAAAAAAUACUGGAUCAAAGUUCUUGCGAUUUUUAACAGAAAUUUCACAUAUCCUGCUAUUAAUUACAUAGUGAUUUAUCUAGUCAACUGGAUUUACUCUUUAUCGAAAGCGAAUUAUUCGGUCAUCAUCCAUCUCUGCCUAUUUUUUUAAAGGAGCCAGUAAUUCAUGGAUAUCAUGUGUGCGAUUAAAGUGUAAAAUUGUGCUGGUUGAACUAUUGGAGAUUUAUAGAGGCUGAUUGAUACAUUGAAAAGUGCUGCUAAAAGUGAUGCUCUAACUAAACGGACGAAACUAUAUGAACAUAAAUAUUUGCAAUGCAGAUCUCUGGCUCGAGAUUGACUUAAAAUGGGGAAGAUGGACAUGGAGUCCUCCGAGAGGUCGGAAGGGUCGAUCAUGGAACCGCAAAGCAUAACGGAUUACAGCAUGAGAUCGCGACAAGCGGAGAUACAGUCGUACAGAAAUUCUUCAGUAUCACCAGACCCCGAGGGUUCCAGAUCUCGAUCUCCGCACCCGAUGCGAGGAAAGCAUAGCAGUUCCGAGUCGAACGGGGUGUUUCACUUUGGGGAUGAAAUGAAACAAACUCACGAAACAGCAUCCCUGCCAUCCAACCGAAAAAGACCGCUGAGCAGCAGCAGCGGAGGAUCCAGCUUUCACCAUCACUCGCACAGGAAGGAAAUGUCCGGCUCAGGCGGUGGCUCGAUCUCUGAAAUGGUAUCUCGACUCCCAAAAUGUGCUCGAUGUCGAAAUCAUGGCUUCAUCGUUCCUGUAAAAGCACACAAGCGCUACUGCGACUUCCGAGAUUGUGUCUGUCCCAAAUGUCUAAUUGUGAAAGAGCGUCAGUGUGUGAUGGCAGUCCAGGUAAGACUCGUUUUUGUGAUUUUACAUAUGUAGCACUUGGUAUUUUCAGUCGUCAGAGUUCAUUUAUUUAUUUAUCAUCUUUAUACAAAGUUGCCGAACUUUGAACCCUCGCCACCACCACAGAAAUACAUAAUAGAUUGUCAUAUGUGCAUAUCAGAAACUGCAGUGCAAGUACAUACAUAUAUGCCCAAUAAUGGGUGCUGGAUUAAUAGAGUCAAAUGGCACGAGCGAAUCCACGCGAACAUUUACAUGCAUACAAAGAUAGGCCCACCUCAAGCACAUUGUAUCAAUUUGUGGCUCAAGUGGGAUGCAAAAGGUUGGCAGGUGAUUAAUAUUUUGAGAUAAGCAACUUAUCAUGGAUGCACAAUGUUCACUCUUGAAAUGACAAAUGAUAUGAUGAUGUUCAUGUGUGUGCAGAUAUCUGAAACAAUCAAGUGCACUUUGCCACCAAACACCAAACUGUUUGGUCCGCACAUAUGAAAAGCUUCAAUGAAAUGGGGUAGCGCGUGGAUUAACAUCACCAUAAUUCUCCAUAACAUUAGGGAAAACUUUGUCGAAAUUAUUUUGUAUUUUAUUGAAAGCUAUGUAAGCUGAAUUGGCCCGUCACUCUAGAAUUUACCUUAUCUUUUUCCACAUUGAGAUGUUAUUUAUACAAAUACAAGAGGCAAUUUAGUCAGUUUGUAUGUUUAUGCCUCUCUACCGCAAAUACUCGCAGUUUUAAUAUGAAAUCAAGCUGCAGGGAGGAUAAAGCAGGAUAGCGACGUGCUAUAUGUACAGCAUAAUAUUAUAUGCACAACUUUCAUGGGAUGUAAAUAGUACGUAGUAAGUAGUGAUCUCAUUGCAGUUUAUUUUUCGUUAAAUGUGGAACACAAAGUGGAGCAAGUGGAAAUUGCAUAGCAUAUUUGCAGCUUCUGUACUUCAGAUGUAAGGCGAUGUUCAUCAAUGUUAAGCUGCUGUAAGACGGAGUUGUUACAACU
Folsomia candida is the source of this 2848-nucleotide messenger RNA. RefSeq names its product doublesex and mab-3 related transcription factor 1-like. The record is from RefSeq and is a predicted model, not a curated record. Gene Ontology annotation, biological process: sex differentiation; regulation of transcription by RNA polymerase II. Lineage: Eukaryota; Metazoa; Arthropoda; Collembola; Entomobryomorpha; Isotomidae. Gene Ontology annotation, molecular function: DNA-binding transcription factor activity, RNA polymerase II-specific; RNA polymerase II cis-regulatory region sequence-specific DNA binding. Gene Ontology annotation, cellular component: nucleus. The coding region runs from base 1359 to 1904 and encodes 181 amino acids. The transcript has 3 exons.